Molecule: messenger RNA, 1017 nt
Organism: Nannizzia gypsea CBS 118893
Lineage: Eukaryota; Fungi; Ascomycota; Eurotiomycetes; Onygenales; Arthrodermataceae
Exons: 3
Coding region: 1-1017 (338 amino acids)
Source: RefSeq, a predicted model, not a curated record
AUGGAUCGGAUGGGCCUAUUCAGAAGUGAAUUGAGGGCUACUCUGUUUGAACCAUCACCGCUGAGCUUUGUUCUCAACUUUCUGCUCUUAUUAGCAAUCCCUCUUCCCUACUUCCUACAAUACAUCCACAUUAAAAAACGCCAGAGUAUCUACGGCAUCUCAUUUUCGUUCCUGGUCAUACGAGCCAUCGGUACAACAGAAAAUGCUGCCAAUGUAUUCCUACUUGGCCCAGUUUUCUCUAUACGUACAUUCUGCUGGGUUGAAUAUUCUGGCGACCAGUGUGCUGAUGCAUUACUAUUGUACGGGCAUUACAUAUUAGACUGGAUCUGUGCUCAAGCAAUGUUUUUUCUUUGCCUGCACUAUUUUCAGGAUCUUGCUAUACAUGAGCCUCUCCCGCAGCCAGCUACCAUCCGCUCAGCAGAUGCCUCCCUAUCCGAUGAACAAGGCGAACCUCUACGCCAAUCUCCUAGCCUGACAGCAAAGAGGGUCGCAAUUAGAGGGGUUAUAUUUUCAUAUCUCGUUAUCCUAGUCCCCUAUCUCCUCCUUAUCUCUAUCCCAAAAUCACCACCUUGGGAAGAGCCGGCAUACUUUACAUCUGUUGCUUUAUGGUGGUUUUCUGUCAUAACGUUUGCAGGAAUAUUCACUCUCAUUGCCUUUUUACCUCAGAUUUAUCAUACUUGGACGCUUAAACGGGCUGGAAGCCUUAGUCUCCCUAGCCUGGCUUUUCAAGGCAUCAUAUACCUGUUGUGGGGAAUAUACCUAUUCGUCCGAUUCCAUGUCGACGUCUCUUGGGAAAGUUUCUGGAUUGUGUAUGUUUUCGCUACUAACAUCUGGGUCAAUUGCCUUAUAACUGGGGCUGGGGAACUUGUACUGCUGAUGCUGGUUAUUCACUAUACUUAUACGACACGAGACGAUAACUACCUUCCUGCAGAGCGGAGCGAGCCUGAAAAUCCCGUGGAUCCAGGUGCAGCAGAGCAGACGCCUUUGCUACCACAACAGCCAGAGCAUAUUAAGUGA